AUGCCCGUUUACGUUAUCACCGGAGUGUCCAGGGGAAUUGGGUUUGAGCUCCUCAAACAGAUCUCGGAGGACCAGGAGAACCUAGUCGUCGGUUUGGUCCGCGACAGAGCUGCGACGGAGAAGAAGAUAGCGGCAGAGCUGGGCAGCCGUCCUAAUGUCCACAUCCGCCAUGCAGACCUCACCGAGUACGCUAGCUUGAAGCAAGCCGCUACCGAUACGGCCGAGAUCGUUGGCGAUCGUGGAAUUGACUACCUAGUGGCCAACGCAGCUUACUUGCCCCUCUUGGACGCCUAUGGACCCAUUGGUGCAUUGAGCGAUAAGGCCGAGGAGGUCGACGCUGUGUUAUCGGAGCUAAUGCGGAUCAAUGUCGCUGGUAACAUCCACCUCUUUCAUGUCUUCCUUCCUCUUGUCCUAAAGGGCGAGAUCAAGAAGGUUAUUGCCAUUUCGACCGGUCUGGCCGACCUCGACCUGACCAACGAUUGCGAGAUCGAUAUUGGGGCUUUAUAUGCAUCCUCCAAGGCGGCUCUAAACGUCAUCGUGGCCAAGUUCAAUGCGCAAUACAAGAAAGACGGUGUCCUCUUCCUGGCUAUCAGCCCGGGCUUAGUGGAUGUGGGCCAUUAUGCGGAUGCGACACCAGAAGAGCUCCAGGGCAUGACGGGAUUCGUAGGCAAGCUCGUAGCAUAUGCGCCUCACUUCAAGGGCCCAAUCUCUCCGGAAGAGUCCAUCCGGCAUCUCCGCUCCACCUGGGAGAAAGCCAGCAUUGAGGGUGGGUUUGGUGGUGCGUUUGUUUCUCAUUUUGGAAACAAGCAGUGGGUGUAA
Molecule: messenger RNA, 819 nt
Organism: Penicillium bovifimosum
Lineage: Eukaryota; Fungi; Ascomycota; Eurotiomycetes; Eurotiales; Aspergillaceae
Product: SDR family oxidoreductase
Exons: 4
Coding region: 1-819 (272 amino acids)
Molecular function (GO): oxidoreductase activity, acting on the CH-OH group of donors, NAD or NADP as acceptor
Source: RefSeq, a predicted model, not a curated record